UGUUUUUGACCACGCUCCGAGGCAUUUCAAAAAUUUUGAGCGUAAUCAUAUAAGAAAAGGAAAUGAUGACAAUGCUGUAUCAGAAAUAGAUUUGCAAUGUAGAAUGCUAAGGAUCUGGUUGUAGCAUUUUUGGGUUGCAAAAAUCUUCCCAGAUGCUGCGUAAAUAUGCCGAAGACAUACGAUGUUCGUAUCACAACUCUGGACGCGGAAUUAGAGUUUUCAGUCGAGGUUAGUUCAUAAACACAACUGCUGCUGUAUGUUGUUUACAUGGCAUCUAUUAGCGUCCUUUUUACUGUAGAUUCUUUAUUUAAACGCGUUAAUUUGAUGAAUUACGCCGUUUCGUCUCUCUCUCUCUCUCUCUUACAGAGAAAUUGCACUGGAAAAGAGUUGUUCGAUCUCGUCGUACGAACCCUUGGUGUUCGGGAAACAUGGUAUUUUGGCUUGCAAUUUGUUGAUAGGAAAAAUGUUAUUACGUGGCUAAAAUUUAAUAAGAAGGUAAGGUUAUGUAGUUAGAGACAGGUUUAUUUUGACGUAAGUCAUUUGAAAAAUUAAUGUCAAUAUCAACCGCUUAAACGCAGCAUGUGAACAUGGUGGAACUUCAAGUAAUCACUGCUCAUUACAGAGUUCCUUACUUAUGUCGGAUCUCAAUUCAUUAGCGUACGUGCUAUUAACCUAAUAGUUUUCAUUGAGCUCAUUUUUGUGGCAUGUACAUUAUUUGUUGACGUUUUGAUAAGCUAGGGACACAAUUUUCUGUUUUCAGCGUAAUUCCCACGACAUGUGUAUUUUUCUUCAUUUUUGGCUUAUCUUGUAAAUUAACUGUAUUUAACUAGUAAUAAAAUUUUCAACGCCACACUUACAUGUAUUUUAGCCUCGAAAACCAAGGCUGAAUUCAGUGAAGCCUUGAUUUAAAAUUUGGGAAAGUUCGGGGGGCAAAUUAAAAAAAUCUUUCCAUUUGAUGAAAAACUAUUUUUGCAUCACAGCUGACUACGUACUAAAUAGCCCAGAGCGAAUCAAAACAAUAGCUAAAAGCCUCGUAAGGUUGCUUUUUGUUCGCACAAUUGUCAUUGUAAGCAGGUGGUUGUGCAGUCGUCAUUAUAUUGUUGAUUUAUCUUUUGCUUGAAGCAUACUUUAAUACUUUGUGAGGUAUGAGGUAUCACACGCCCUUCUUUAAUGGCUAGAAAAUUAGAAUGAUCUAGUAUCGGGUGGUUAAUUAAUCUGGUUGCAUCAAAUUUGUGUACGCAAAAUGCCAUGUGGCUUCAGGUAGAAAAUUCAUCAAUGUUAAUUGUUAAAGUCUUUUAGGGUGUUUAUCAUCCUUAACUGAUUUCACAUGAUAAGGGGUCAAAUAUUUAAUUGUUUUUCAUUGAAUUCACAUCUUGUCCUUAAAAGACAUUUUCUCCAUUUAAGAAUGUUUGUAAACAAUUUUAAUUUUCAUAGCUCUAUGAUGUCAGUAAUUUUCUGGAGAACAAAAGUGUAUCAAGAAUAAAAUUUAUAUUGGCAGUGAUUUGAUUGUUAGUCUGAUUUCUCUGAGAAUCUAACGUUUACCUGAGUGUCAAAUUUCAAUAGUUAUAUUGUCCAUUGUAUGUAUGUAAUAAUAACUAUUUAUUUUUUGUAAAAUAAUGAGAGUAAUGUGAUUAACAUAACACUGUUUAUUGAUUAUAAGCAUGUUCUGAGAUGAAAGUGGAAAAGUAUUAUUCAUCUCGGCAGUCUUGACCUGCUCCCUGAACAAAAGCUAGACAAAAGCUUCCAACACUCUCUAUGCAAAAUAGGUUACUAUCAUAUUUUUGGAAAUUUAAUUGGUUAUUGCACAGCCAAUUCAUGCAAAGAACAAAAGAUAAUGCAAAAGUAAGAUUUAAAUGAAUAAAACUCAAAUAAUUUGCAUAUUAUAUGGCUCAGUCUGUUUCUGCUGUGUGAUCAGUCAAUUUGUGGUCUGUAACUUGUCAUACAGACCAAAAUCUCAAGAGUAAAUGCUCAUGCAUUUCACAGCUCUAAAUCUCUUUAUCUCGAAAAAAAAAAAGGGUUUAAAAAAAGUUAUAAGACAUCUUUCAACCUUGAGGACUUGGAUGCUGACUUUGUCCUUCAACAUUUUGACCUGUGUUUACUUGUGAAUAAAGGCGAUGAAGAAACUGAAUGAUAAUCUUAUCAAAGAAGAGGAUUUUAGUCAGUGUUAUCGCAGUACACAGUUAAAAAGACGAAAAUCGACUGGCAGAAAACAACCAAUUUUUUUGACAAAUAUGAUAACAAACAUCGCUGCAAAUACCUGCACCUGAUCAUCUUGACAAGCUUCUUUGCCAUUUGCAAUGUUUUUUUUUCAAAGACCAAAGAAAGAAAGAUGGUAGCAACUUUGAGCCAUUCACAAUGUCAAGUUUUCCAAAGACUCCAGCAUCAUGUGCAUUGGCGAGUGAAUACUUACAGUGCUAUUAGUUUUGAAGAAGUAAAUUUCUUCACCAUGGCACAUUUACAUUUUGAUUAUGGAAAGACUUUGUAAUGUCCUAUAGACAAUAGUUUCUGUGGGCCAAUUAAAAAUCACUUGUUUUGCACUUCUUUCUGGUCCCCCAAACAUGAAGCCAUGCUCGUUUACAAAUCAAUUCAUCCAUCAGCUCGCUCCUAGGAGCCUUUCAUUGUACAUUUCUCUGCUGCCAUUGCACAACUACGACAUGAAAAUGCUUAAUCACACAUUCUGUGGAGCACAUACAACUGUAAACAAGCAACAACAAAUUUUUCAUUCUCUUUCUAAACCUCGAGUGCGGUUCCCAAGAAAUCAACUCCUGAGGGAAAUUUGCCUACAUUAAACAUUUUCAUUGAAAUUAAAUAAAUGCAACAAAGUUUUGAAACAUGCAAAUUCGCUUUAAAAGUGACGUUUUCACUGCUGUUGCCAAUUUGGAUACUAAAGCUCUCUAACAAUUUGAAGAUGAUAUGACGAUGGCUUAUUCUGCGUAUUACAGGUCUUGGAUCAAGAUAUUCCAAAGGAGGAUCCAGUGAGUCUAAAUUUCCGAAUAAAGUUUUAUCCUGAGGAUGUAGCUGAGGAACUCAUGCAAGAAAUAACACAGCACUUGUUUUUUCUGCAAGUAAAGGAAGCCAUUUUGAACAUGGACAUCUUCUGUCCCCCAGAGGCAUCUGUUCUCCUUGCUUCCUAUGCUGUACAAGCUAAGGUAAAGAUACUCAGUACCGUAAAUCCUCUCUUAAGCCCCCCCUCUCAGAUAGCCCCAUCUCUAAUAAUCUUUCUUCCCCUUUUCAAGGGAAGAAAGUUAAUUAAAGUUUAUUUACUGUGAAUGUAAACAAAUAAAGCUUGAGCUAUGUUAAUAAGACCCCCCCCCCCCCCUCUCCACUCACCUAAUUAUUCCUCACUGAUAAAUGAUAGACUGUAUUAAUCAAUCAUCAACUUUGUGUGGGCUGAUCCAGGGCGGUUUAUUUACCAAAUGGAAGUUUAGAUAAAUUUUUAUUCUGAUCCUCAGCAGCAUGACCUCCAACCUUCUUGUACUUGAACGUUUCCACUUUGUAUUCUAGUUCUUUAUGGAGAACUGAUACCAUUAAAUUAAAUUCCACCCCCCCCGCCCCCUCAUUCAAAUGGGCUUGAAUUAAUAAAUAAGCUCCCCCAGGGGGCUUAAUAGAGAAUAUAUGGUAAUUGAAUUAGACACCUACCAAGUUAUGACCACAGGUAGAGUGGUAAUAGCUCACAAUAGAUGAUGUUUAUUGCUAAUUCUUGUAUCUUAUUGGUACGCAAUUGUCCUUGAAGAGUGCUAACUUUUUUCAAAUUUUGUUUUUUUUAUUUUAGUAUGGGGACUAUGACAAGGAAUUUCAUACUCCAGGAUUUCUUGCAAAUGAUUUAUUGCUUCCUCAAAGGGUCAGUAUUUGGGAGUUAAUGUGGUGAUCCUUUCUAUGAUUUGACUGCCAAUUGUAGUGUUAUUACCUAGCUGUAUGUCAAGAGGUUCCACUAACCUGUUAAAUGCAUUUAAAUGCAAUUUAAGGAAGUUAACAACUAAGAGCGCCUUAAGUGCCUGAGGUCUAUGGUCCUUGGCAUGCCCAUGCCCGGUAGCUGGCUGCAUCGAUCAUGUGAUUCAUUGGCGCGUUCAGUUUUCCUCCGUGCUAGGUUCUGUCAACUUAAGCAACGACAGUGGCGAUGGCAAUGAGAAGAGCAAAAAUGCAAUUAUAGGUUCUAUAAGCAAAACCAAAAGUUUGCACAUGCAUCACACUUUUUUGUUUAUAUCUAGUUUCUUGUUUUAUGGAAUAUGUUGACACGAGGCAAAAUUUUGAUUUGUCUAGCAUGUGUCAAAAUAUUUUCUAACUUGUGCAAGGCAAAGAGAUCUUUUAAACCAUAUCCGCAUCAGUAUGAUUCAGAAAUAGAGAAACAGGCGAGAAAGACAAGAAAACUGCUAUGAUGAAUAUUUUGUUCCACCACCCAUCUAUGGGAUACUUCCUUGAAGGUUAUUUCAUGAUCUUCAGGGAAACUUUUCCCUCUGAAAUGAAGCCUGGUGAAUGCUCAGCAAAAAUAACUAACAAAAAGGGUAGAAAAGUGAAAAAAAGUGGGAAGGAGAAGAAGCAAAACGUAAAAAUAGAGGAGGCAGUGUCUCAUUUCAAACCAAACAUCUUGAAAGUUUACCCCUUUUCCCCCAAAGUUCAGAAGCUGCAGUUUAGCACCAGGAACAGACUUAAGCCAGAAUAGUUUUCUAAUAGUUUUUUCACUUGUGGUUCUUUUGGCCAGGAAGUAACCAGAAAACAGCUCCACCUGUUUAGUGUUUUGGCUCAGACAAUAUAUUAUUUUGACCAAAAUUUCUAGGAUCAAAUGCAUGGUUUGAUGUCAGGUACAGUCUAAUCUCUCCUUACAGACACCUCUAUAAUACAGACACCUCUCUAUUGCGGACAGUUUGUUUGGUCCCAGAAAUGCCAAAAAUCAUACAUUCCCUACCUCUAUAAUACGGACACCUCUGUAAAGCGGACAGCUUGGUUCUGUCCCUUUGAUGUCCGUAUUAAAGAGGUUUGACUGUAUUUUUGUCACAAAUUAAGCACUUAAAGAUUACAUGUACAGCAACACCUGAUGAGCACAGUUAUUGUAGCAGUUGUGCUUUCAGUAAAGAAAAUUUGUUUAACGAUUAAUUUAUACUUCAGGUUAUUGACCAGUACCAGAUGACAUCAGACAUGUGGGAAGAGAGAAUUACCUCAUGGUAUGCUGAACACAAAGGAAUGAGAAGGUGUAACUGUUUUUCUUUCUCUGCUGUUAGUACAGAAAAUGGUCAUCUUGAUUAAUUGGGUUUCAUGUGUCUCAUAUGGUUGAGUUCUUUUGAUAGUGCCAGGGGCACUAGCAACUCUUGGAGUUGAUCUUCGUGCAAUGCAAUUGGUCAUUUAUUUUGAUCUUGAUCACAAAAGACAAAAAGGGGCAUUAGCCAAAAGUCAAACAGCAGCUUAGGCAGAGCUUUUUUGGUGUUGAAAAGUGAUGAAGAAUAAAAUAAGUGGUGGUCAACCCUUGCACGACAAACUACCCAAAAUGCCAAGAUCUGGUGGCAUCACUCUAUGGGAGGUGGUGAUUUUUAUUAUGAUAGGUGAUUCCAUGUGAGACAUGGUUCCACAUGAAGGUUUCACUGUUCUAUGUUUUUUCCCUUACUUGCCUCUGUUUAUAAUUCCUGGAGUCAACAUAAUUGUCAUCACAGAACUGGGGUGCCUUACCUAGAGAGUUAUGCUCUGCAAUUAAUAUUGCCCAUUUGUGUUUCAAUUCUGGUCAGUGGACUCUCACUUUAAGCAAAUUUGUUUUGAUUUGGUAAUUGUUAACUCGAUUAACUUUUUUAACUAUCAUUUCAUUUACACCAGAGAUGAAGCAGAAAUGGAGUACUUGAAAAUAGCACAAGAUUUAGAGAUGUAUGGAGUGAGCUACUUUGAAAUCAAGGUACUGUGACUGCUAAGAACAGUCUGUCCUUCUGAAAGGGUUCUUUAGUUAAGACCAGUUGCAUUAUUUAAGGGCCCCAACAUAUAGUUGCUACUAUCUGUACUGAAAAGUUUAAAUAGGCCUUAAAGCCCUGGCUAAAUUAUCAAACAUUUUCUUCUAGCAUCGUGUUUGAAGAGCUUGUUUUUCUGAUUAGCCACCUCUCUUAACAUUGCAUUUAAAUGGCUUUCAGCAUCAAACAUUUCGCAUCACAAACAAAUGUUAAAUUGUUCAGUGGUGAAUCCAGACCUUGAGGAAAUGGGGGUGCUGCUCGUCCUCACCUUGUGUUCAGGGAAAGGGGUCUCAUAAUAAUUUUUUUUUUUUCCUUGGGCCAUAAUUUUGGUUGAAAAACAAUGAGGGCUUGGGCUUGGGCCCCUCUCCUGGAUCCACCACUGUGUUUAAUGAACAUUUGAAUUGAUGCAUGUUUACCUCAGUGCCUAUUAUUAAUUGUAUUGUUGUCCUCUCUUUGCAUAUCAUUACAUUAUAACUGAUAUCACUUUACACUGUUUUCCUGUUAUUUUGUAAUUUGAAAGUUUGUUGUACAACUUGACUUUGGCACAGCAAAGUUGACAGUGACCUCAUACACAAAAAUGUUUCUUACUGUAUCUGUUCAAACAACUGAAUGGCAAGUGAAUAGGCUAGAUAAGCCAUUCAAAACAGAUUUCAUCAACAAUUGCAGAAAUAAUUUUAGAACAGUUGAGGUCAAAUGGGUGAAGGAAAUGUUUUCUUUAACACUUAGUGGUUACCGUUGUCAUUUUGCAGAACAGAAAAGGGACAGAUUUGUGGCUUGGGAUUGAUGCCCAUGGUUUAAACAUAUACGAGAAAGACAACAAACUUAAUCCAAAAAUCUCCUUUCCUUGGAAUGAGACAAAGAAUAUUUCUUUUCACGAUAAACGGGUAAGUGUCCAUAAUAAUCCCAUUUUCACUGUCAAAUCUGGAGAACCACAAACACCUGAAAUAUCUCAGGAUCGGUAUUGUGUUGUUACCAAUCACUUGAGGAAGCCACAACUGCAAAGUAAUUUCAGUUGUUGCUAGCAGUUUCAGGGCUGUAACUAAGGGCUCAGGGGCUGGGGAUUUCCAUGGCUACUAUGGGCAUGACCUCUGGCUACCUUCAUUGGAGACACAAGGAAAAUAGCAUCAACAGAACUGUGGUUUUUUACCAUUUACAAAAACUUUCCAGAAAAUCCAUUUCGAAAGUAAAUGGAACACGGCUUUUCAGGUCGUUUUAGUGGAACAUAUCCUGAAGCAAUGGAACAUCUAAAAGGUAGCCUUGUUUUACCGGUCACAAUGUCCAAACAGACAUUUGUGUCCCAUUUCUUCAAAGCAAUCUUUGAUACCGGUUUCAGCCUUCUAUGGCCGUUUUUUGGCAUAACUGUAACUGUUUAGUGCAAAUGAUGAAAGCGACUCUGGGAUAAAAUUUAGCAGUGUUGAAUUUUGCUCAUCAUUCACCCACACCAUGAACCUACCAGUUUGCUCAUACAAAAUGGUAAACCACCUUUUUAACUUUUCAGUUCACUGUAUGCUUACAAACUUCAUAAAUUAUACCCUGAAACUUGAAAUCUUAGUAAAAGCCCUCAAGUCUAGUUUUUGCAUCCUUGAUGCCUGAUUGGUUUUAUUAUCUGCAACCCGGCAAUAACAUUAUACAGUAAUGAAGUCUUCUUGAGCUACACACCCAUUUUUUGGACAAAGUCAAAUCAUAUACACUAAUUACUAUACAUGGCUUCUUAGUUUCAGAUCAAACCAGCAGAAAAAUCAUCCCCAGAUUUUAUAUUUCAUGCAGCAAAACUUAGAGUCAACAAAGUGGUGCGUAUGCAAGCAGAAGAACUGUUUUUUUUCAGUAUUUUGUUGAGUAAUUAUAAUCUGGUUGUGUGACACAGAUACUAAAAUGCCAUGAAAUGAUAAUAAUUUUAGCUUCAUACUUUCCUUUCAUUUUUUUUUUUUUAACAGAUUCUUGAUUUGUGUAUUGGUAACCAUGAACUUUUCACACGGAGGAGAAAACCAGAUACUAUGGAAAUGCAACAGAUGAGAUCUUUAGCCAGAGAGGAGAAAAUGAGACGGCAGGUGAAGUCAAAAGAUUUCUGUUUAUUCAGUUUUCAAGCAUUUAAGCAAGAGAAGUUUGUGAGAUCUUAUUCCAACUUUAUGUGAGCUGUAGCCAAAUUUUCUAAACUCUUUAGCACCCAUGGCUGAUGAGUGUUUGCAGAAGAGUAAAGUAAACAAAAAAACAGCCAGUCUUGAUUUUAUUUUUAUGAAUGGGAUCCCUGGAAAAAGUGGUGUUUUCAUAAGCUGACAUAAAAAUGGUUUUUAUGAAAGUCUUAGAAAAUUUAAAAGUAUAAAGGCACUUGAUAUAAUAAUUAAUUCAAUUACUAUAUAUCUUUUAACUUUUGCAUCCAGCAUCACAUAUUUUAUACAACUAAUGUACAACGACAUCCAUAUACACUUAAAAUAACUCUCAAAAUACUUGUAACAGUAAACAACGUACAUAUUUGCCCUACUUUUUGGUAUUCAUUUUAAAAUUGUUUGUUGUAGAUCGAAAGGGAUAAGCUGUUGAAAGAACAGCAAGCACGUGAGGAAAUAGCUCAACAAAAGGAGGAGCUUGAAAGAAGAAUGAUAGAAUACCAGGAAGAAGCCAGUAGAGCCAAGGAAGCAUUGGUAAAUAAAUUUCCCAAGAGUGACCAACAUCAAUUUUCUCCUAACAGAAUCAAUACACCAUUGAGAGAAACGGUUGUGAGAAUUGAUAUAAUGAUCACCAAAGAAAAAAUGCUUUGAUCCUUUAUCAAAUUCUCUUAACUGGCUCUUUAAGCAAAUGUAUGGAGAUCAGGCUGAAGAAUUUGUAUGUAGAUAUUUGGGCCUUAGGGGGUAAGCAAAUGAAUGCAUCCAUGCCCAACUAACCAAACUGUAUAAUACCUUGGUGCAUACUCUCAAAUAGGACAUGAGGUUUUAGUAAUGUUGAGGUUUCGAAUAACUUUUUUUGCGGUAUCUCGGCAGUAGUUACAUCAGUUUCGGUUUUAUAGAAUAAAACACUUUACUUGGACAUAUUAACUAAGAAUAACUUUAUGUUGUCUUUUCUAGAUUAAAUCUGAAGAGAUGGGUGAAUUGUUGGCCGAGAAGGCCAGAGUGGCUGAAGAAGAGGCAGCUUUGCUGGGGAAAAAAGCCUCUGAUGCAGAGGAAGAAAUUAAAAGACUCCGAAUGAACGUCAGCAAGGUAUGCACGCAUAUGUUGUACUUAAUUUUUUAUCUCAGUUAAUUUUUGUUUUUCCAUCGUUUUUGGGUAUGGUAGUGUAUGCUGAUGAAUUUGAAACAAAGGAAAAAAAUAAAAAAACUACAACACAUACAAGUAUAUUUUACGGGGGCGGGGGGGGGAGUGUAAGAUACAUCGAGACCACCACCCAAGCAUGAACAUUCUUGACAAGAAACAGGCAACACAAACAUGUCGAACACCAGGGGAAGCGGAGCUUAUCAUUGUAAAUUAUUAUUCCUUGACCAAUACUGUGUUUGUUUACUCGGUUUUUUUACAGUCAGGAGACGAGCGAGUAGCUAUGGAAAGAAGAGCUCGUGAAGCAGCAGAAGAAAGAUUAAGGAGAGUCAUGCAAGAGGCCGAAGCAAGGUAAAAAAAAAAUGUUCGCGACGUUUGGAACAUACAACAUCCCAUCGCAAAAUCAUUGAGUGGCUGAAGCAGUUCAGUAUUUAGUUAAAGUGAUUAUGAAAAUAGUCAAUUCCUGAAUCAGGCCCCGGUUGUUCAAACGUUGGAUACCGCUAUCCAGCGGAUAAAUCACUAUCCAGCGGAUAAGUAUUAGGAAUUAAACCACUGGAUAGAGAUUUAUCCACUGGAUAGCGUUAUCCACCUUUUUAACAGCUGGGCCCAGAACGUUAAUUUGGCUUUCUACCUUAUCACGCGGCUAUUUUGUUGUGGUGUGUUGGAGCCUUUUUGAAACGGUUGGCAGAAGAUGAAAAUUGUUGAACAAAACAGUCAUUCCGCUAAGCGAGGUGACUAUUAAGGCUGUACAUCACAAGUGAUAUAAAAUGAUGUUAUCUGAAUUUUUCUACAUCUUAGAGCAAGGGAAUCUUUACUGGUGAGAGAAGAUUUGAUGAAAUCACGUCAGGCGGAGAGGCUAGCAAAGCAAAAGCUACUGGAAUUUACGUCUUCCCCAGAUCUAUUCUCUGUAAGUAAAACUUGCCUCGUCUGAAACUUAACAGAGACUGGGCACUGACCUUAUGACCUUGGAUUUCUGGGAUUGUUCAACUAGAUGUCUAAUUGUACAUAAUGGCAACAUUAGCCAAUCAUAGCUCCUGUAAGAGAGGUGCAUUUCUUCUAAUUCCCCUCACGAAUCGAUCCUUUGACCUCCCAAGCAGAGCGCAGGCGCUUUAGAGACUCGUGGCAUUCCUCCUUUUAUAGUUUGCCAAUACAGUGGACUGUAAGUAUUGAAAGAAUGGAAACCCAAAACAGGAAACAGGUUCCCUCACUGAAGGGUUACCUAAGACUCACAAUAAAUAAAACUUAAAACAGCUAAAAAAAACUCACAAAUGCCUAAACAAGUGGCAAUUAUGUAAAAUUAUUGAAACUAUGUAGUUAUCAAAAAAUUAUAAAAAAAUAUAAGGCUCAGUCAAUUCCAGGCGUGCCUAUCCCACCGGGCAUCCGUCAGACGUCCGUCACCUUGUCGGUUCCCGCGGUGGGGAAUCUGUCAGAAAACCUCUGCCCAGGGGUGGGGCAUUUGUCAAUUCUUCUAGAAGCGGUUAAUAUCGUUCCUUUUUCAAUAUUUCACUUAAAAACUUGCACACUGUUAUGAUCAACAAUGUUGAAAGUUAACUGUUCGGCUGAAAUAGGUUUCUUUAACGAUCCUCAAAAUCUCCAGCUUAAAGUCAGUAACUCUUCCUCUCUUCUAGAGAAGCAAGUAACUGGUACAUUACUUUCUGAAAGCUUCUUUGUAUGGUCCUAUGACCGGGUUGAUGUGACGUAAUUAGUAAAGCAACGGAAGUAGAUUGCUGUAAUUUUAGCCCUAACGUUCUUGACUUAACUCUUAGGCUGCUUUAGGAUGAGCAAUAUUCCUGUCUCUUGUUGUCCAAAGAUGAAUAGUGCUAUCAAGUUUCUAUCCACUGGACACUUUCGGUUUUCCUAAGUACCACUUAUCCACUGGAUAUUAAUUUACUGGAUUGGACGGUGGUUUGGAUAUAUGUUGUAUCCACUGUUGACGAGUAGGCCCACAGACUUUAAUGCUGGAAACAACAUAUAUCCAAGUCACCUCCACCCUCGAUCUUCACUUAUUAAAUCAGUUUUUAAACUCUCGGUUUAAUCUAUACUCCGUAGAGUAGGCUGCUUAGUUCUGUACCUUGAAGAUCUUUAGUCUUUGACUGUGAGUAAAAGAAACAAAAUUGGCACGGCAUUCUGCUCUAUUAGUUCGUUUCUCAUGGCUUCAGUGUGGUCGUAUGUGUCCUAUUUAUACUUAAAAAUGUUCUCGAGGAAGUAAAUUAGUACUUCUGUAACACCAAACACGGGAGGCAAAACAGGAGGUGGUACUGCAAUUUUUCAUAAUAAAAUUACUUCAACUAACAGUAGUAACUAAAGUUCUCGUUGUCUAUUUGUUCUGUAGAGGUACCACGAUCCAAGGGAAAUAAUUGCCGAUAUCGACCGAAGUGUUGACCAGUUAACAGAUGGCGAGGUUAAUCAACUGUCCAGAGAAUAUGAGAGGGAAAGGUAAAAACGAAAACUGCUGUACAGUAAAGUCUCUUUUGUCUUAUGCGGUGCUCAGCUGGGACACUGCCUGCAGGAAUAAUAGUUAUGUAUUAUUUAUAUAACGCUUUCUUUCAACAGAAACAGGAAUAUUCAGCAGCAGCUGAGAGACCUCAAGUCGCAGAUGGAGGUAAAAACUGCUUUGACAGUUUUCCGUAUUAGUUUUGUUUAAAUGUAAUACUCACAACUUUCCAAAAUGCUGACGUUUCUCGCGGCUGCGUUUGUCCUUUGCAUGCUUACAUGUAACAUGUAACAUUAAUAGCUGAUAGUGAUAAAUUUAACUAUUCAUUAUGGAAGCGAAAUUGUUUCAUUUAGAGAAGUACCCAAAAGCUCUUUCUUUAUUGAUUGGGACUUUUUCUUGUAGUUCUCAGUUAUUCGCCCAUGGGUUUUCUUGCCGGUCUGGGAUUUAGUCAGACAGAAUUCGUUAUAAAGUGAGUAAAGGAUAGUGAGCAGCUGACCUCAUGCACUAUUUCCUGAUCGCUCGUACUGUGUUUAUUUCCAAAUGAAUUUAUUGAUCGAGGCAGUUUCUCCUGUAGUUCUCACUUAUUCGCCAGAAGGCCUUCUCACGUUUGGGAUUUUAUCACACACAUAUCGUUAUAAAGUGACUAGCUGGUCACACAAUCUCCUGAUUGCUCAUACAGUGUUUGAUAGUGGGAUUCUCGCCGGAAUUCUGUAGUGUUUGAAGCCUGUGUCACUUCUUUGUAGAGGACGGGAUGAAGGGUCACCCUAUAGCCUGCGAACCGCAGACGUAUUUCCGGUCGUCGUUUCUCUUCCUCCACUUUUGAUUUGAAUUUUAUCCAUUUGCUCUUCUUUAUUUCAUUUUUAGGGACUGAAGAUUGAUGAUAGACAGACGCGCUGGGAUUACAUUCAUGAUGAAAAUUUAAGACUCGGAGAAAAUAAGUACUCUACGCUCCAGAAAGUGAGUAAUGAAUUUGUUUGCAAUAUUUAUUUCCGGGCUUUCCAGUUAAACGAUCCAAGUCCGAGUCGAAUCAUCAAGAUAAGGCACCUAAUGUUAUUUUUCGUUUUCUCGUUUUGCUUUUUGCUGAUAACAAGUUCUUUAGUAGUCGUACAUUCACAAAUUUUGCCUUUCUGUUUUCACAUGGUUGAACACCGCCCUCGAAUAAACGCCGCAGGUGAAGUAAUUAACGCCGCCCUCGAAUAAACGCCGCACCUAAUCAGAAGAAUACGGCGUUUAUUUGAGGAUAAUAAGAAAAGUUAUUACAUGGCUCAAUCUACGGGCAAUUCCUGCAUUCUGAUUGGCUACCCGAGCGUACCUUGCCCGCUGGGGAUUUCCCACGUUGGCCCCGCAAUUAAAAGUUCUGUUUUUGGCCACGUAAUAAAUCCUUUAUUGACAACGUUUGCUCCUUCAAGAUGACUGAAUAUUGUUCUCGUUCUUUUUCGCGUUUUUACUGACUAUAUCCAGCCAUCGUGACCUCACGCUUGGUCAAUAACGCAUAUAUAUUGGAAGUACGAUUCUAUCUCACCAAAAAGGCCGGACACUGAAACGUAGAACCUAUUUCUGCUUAUUUACCUGUUUUUACAAAUGAUUUAUCGUAAAUCGGGGGUCUCUUCCGAUAAGGGGUCCGGACUCACACAUCCCCUUUUUGCAGAACUUAAGUUGGAUGCACUUUCUAAGUUACGAUAUGUGUAGUUCUUUGUCACUAAAAAUUGUUUGUUUACUCUGAACAGCGUAGUAUAUAUAGCGACAAUCAACUUAGAGAUAAGACCAUGUUUAAAGUGGUCGCUUACAACAUACUUGGGACUUUAAGAUCCAAAGACGCGGACGGCAACGAGAAUGUCAAAAAAAUAAUUGGUUUAAUAAGCAAAACAACAACUUCGCACGUGUAUCACGCUUUUUUGUACAUUUCUUUCCUGUUUUUGCAAGACUACGACGUGAAAAUGCCUAUUAAAAUUUUGCGUUUUAUGGAGGACGUAAACAAGCGACGACGAAAUUUUAUUUCUCCUUCUGAGCUUGGCUAUGGUUCAGCUUCAGAGGGUUCGCCUACAUUUGACAAAGUAAGUGGGUAGGAAUAAUCGCUAUUAAGACUGAAGGAACGCAAAUUCACUUUUAAGCGACGUUCUCGUUGCCGUCGCGUCGUUGGACCUUAAAGUCCCUACUUACCUGCGAGCAGAGCCUCCUUUUGUCUUUUUGAUCGAGGAGGACAAAAGGAGGUUCUGUCUGAAUCACGUCAAACCUCUGAGGUCACCACAGCCCGAACUUCUGGACUAGUCAAUCUUGUUUUCUCUCGUCAAACUGUUUUUUUCGAGUGUGAGCAUCGUUUUUUUGAUAAACCGAUGGUCAUAACCGAGCCCGCUGUAGCAAGCACACGGCUAUUAGGCCUGGGUUGGAAACUAUAAAUAAUCGCGUUCUAUUGGGAAAAAACCGUUUUUGGUUGGUUUGGUUGAUCAACUUUUUCAACCAGCUCGGUCUUUGUUUUGAGACUGCCGUAAAUUUGAGAAAACUUUAUUUUCUACCUGAAAAAAUUCAAUUCAACGAAAUUUUAGCAUAAUAAAAAACGUGUUUCUACAAUCGUCCUACUUAUCCUGUAUUCCUGUUAGCCGUCAAAAAGCACAUUUCUCCUCAUCUUGACUUUACACAUGUCCCGGCGCCGAUAAAUCGGAUAUUUCAUUCUCAAAAAUAGCCUGUAAUGCGAGGCUCAGGCGUCUCCAUGGUUUCCAACAACAACAUUUGCGCUACAUGUUCUAAUUCAUGGUCUGAUUAUUGUUAUUGAUUUCAGAUUCAGACGGGGACAUCCACUGCUAGAAUACAGUUUUUUGAAGAGUUAUGAAAGACACUGUUAUUUUGCUUAAGAAUAUAUUAGAGAUCACUUAAUGUAUUUAAUUAUUUUUAAAACGGAGAUAUUUAAUCCAUAGAUGAUAUUAUUAUUGCAAUUAAUUGUUGUUAUUAUUUCUUUCACUUGUUUUUGUUGUAUUUGUUUCACUUGCUCUAAAACUCAGCUCAUUUUAGUUAAGUUAGCUAGUUUAGGUUUUAAGCUAUCUAUUAAAUUUCGGAUGGACUUACCACCUAGUUCUGAGGUUUUCUUGAAACACAGGCAUAAAAGAAAGUAUUUUGGGCAAACUCUUUUCCAGGCUCUCUCCUUUCUGCAGGGGAAAGUCUGGGAACCCAAACCACACGGAAGAUAAACUUAAGGGCCUCCUCAUGUUUUUUUAAUUUAUGUAUGAAAAAACAAAUAUGGAAUAUCGGAUGUUUAUUAAUUUAUUAUUUUAAACAUUGUUGGAAGAUUUUGAUAUUUACUUUUAUCGCCCAAGAACGGUUCCUUCUAGUUAGCUUUUCAAUAGGUAAACUGUUUCAAAUGUCAUUAGACAAAUAGGUAGGUUUUAUGAAGACAGCCAAAGCAAGUUGUUAAUUUGAGUGUAAUAAUGUAGAGUCUAGUUUAUAUCAGUAAAAAAUACUGUGACAUUCCUCAGCCAGUAUAGGAUUAGUAUCCCUUGGUGCUGCUAGCUUUUGCGUCCGUCAACGCAGCUUUCAAACUCUUCCAUUUCCCUGAUUCUGAAGUAGUUUGAUAACCAUAAUUCAACAUUUUCUUGUGUUAUAGUUUUUAUCGCUUAUUUUGACGAUUCGAUCAAAUAGACUUUGUGUUACUUCUGCUUUAAAGCGCAAAAAAAUAUAUAAGAUUUGGUCGUGAACAUAGGCUAUUCUGUUUCUCAGAGCUUGGCGUUUCUUUUGGUCAAGUGGUCCUUUAUUAUCUCGUUGGGAAAAAAGCUGGGGCUAUUGGCGUCUGCACUGUUCUAUCACCAUAGCAUAGCUGCGCAAACAGUCGCCUCUCGGCACUAACUGUCAUUUGGAAAAAACCAAGCUUAAACGCCCGGCAGUGGGAAUUGAUGAGAGGCGAGUGUAUUUGCAGCCUACAGGCAGUACUAUUGCGGGAACAAUAGGGCGCAUGGCAUCAUGGGUAGGAUGGGAGACAUGACACCGCAGAUACAGUACGUUCUCAAGAAAUAAUGUGCACCGCGUAAGAGAAAAAAACAGACACUUGGAGAGGGGGCAGAUCAUGGAAUUAAAAGAAUCCAGAAUUAAAUCAAAUCACG
This is a messenger RNA of Porites evermanni, 15685 nucleotides long. The record is from the annotation of a GenBank genome assembly. Lineage: Eukaryota; Metazoa; Cnidaria; Anthozoa; Scleractinia; Poritidae.